GCCCGUGACGCUCGCUUCUGGAGUCUCUGUUGGCCCGUGGCUCUCCUGCCCGGACCCGCACCCACGAUGCUGGCGCUGCGCUGCGGCCCCCGUCUGCUCGGCCCCCUCUCCGGCCCGCGCUCCGCGCACCUGCGCCUACCCGCGGCCCGCGCUUGCAGCAGCGGCUCCCGAGACCCGUCCUCUUCCUCCCGGAACCCGCUCGUGUACCUGGACGUGGGCGCCGACGGGCAGCCGCUCGGCCGCGUGGUGCUGGAGCUGAAGGCAGAUGUCGUCCCAAAGACAGCAGAGAACUUCAGAGCCCUGUGCACCGGGGAGAAGGGCUUCGGCUACAAAGGCUCCACCUUUCACAGAGUGAUUCCGUCCUUCAUGUGCCAGGCCGGGGACUUCACCAACCACAACGGCACAGGGGGGAGGUCCAUCUACGGGAGCCGCUUUCCUGACGAGAACUUCAAACUGAAGCACAAGGGGCCAGGUGUCCUGUCCAUGGCAAAUGCAGGCCCCAACACGAACGGCUCCCAGUUCUUCAUUUGCACCAUAAAGACAGACUGGCUGGAUGGCAAACAUGUUGUGUUUGGCCAUGUCAAAGAGGGCAUGGAUGUCGUGAAGAAAAUAGAAUCUCUCGGCUCCAAGAGUGGGAAGACAUCCAAGAAGAUUGUCAUCACGGACUGUGGCCAGGUGAGCUAACCCGCCACGCCAGGGCUCUAGGCCAGCGGCAGCUGCAGGCAACAGGGAGUUGACUCACCCAGGCGGCCGUCUCGGGCUCCCAGCGCAGGGGCCCCUUGGAGUUGCCUGUGCUCCCUCCACCUUCUCUGUGCUUCCGGAAGGCCUCUCAGGAAUGUCAGACCUCACAGGACCCACCGGGCUGCUUCCCCAGUGCCUGAUCUUCCCCAGCGCCCUGUUUCUGGACACGCAUCACGGACACUGUGUCCCUGCUCCUCGUCUGGCGUCUCCCGUGAUCGCCCGGCCCAAGUUCACCUGCGCCUUGGACGUUGAGGGUGGUGACGGGUUAGCUCCGAAGGCAGUUUCUGCCUUUUCUUUGGCCAAGGGGGAAAGCCGGUUGCUGUAAAGAGCUGUAAUAGCUGUUUAAUGUCGUCUUCCUAAUCGGAAUAAUUUAGCAAGACUCCCUGGAGCUGGAGCUGUGGCACUAACUACUCCAGGCUGUGGUGUGACCUCAAAUUGGUGGCACAGGCCACGAGCUUGGCCUUUGGAGCACAGUCUGAGCGUUUGUGAAGGUGCCACGGCUGAGAUCUUUUAUCCCAGUCACUGUGAAUCCCAUUGGUUUGCUGUUCUUGUGUUUGGGGAGAGCCCAUGGGGGUAGAAUCAGCUGAACCUGGGGACAGACCCACUGCGAGCUGUGCCUAGUCAAUGUGAAUUCCCCAGUUGAAAACAGAAAUGACUUGUAAGUGCCGUGCGCUCUGGAAGGAAGUCAGUGUGUCUUCCCUGGUGGGCUUUGAUUUCUUCUGUGUGUCUUAGAAAUUAUAUCUACUGAUUAUAUACACAAUAGACUUCUGGAACAUUUCUUUGUGUUGAGCUUAAAUGUGAAAAUAAAUCCUGUUUUCUAUGAAA
Messenger RNA from Globicephala melas (long-finned pilot whale), 1566 nucleotides. RefSeq names its product peptidylprolyl isomerase F (gene PPIF). Gene Ontology annotation, cellular component: mitochondrion. Lineage: Eukaryota; Metazoa; Chordata; Mammalia; Artiodactyla; Delphinidae. Gene Ontology annotation, molecular function: peptidyl-prolyl cis-trans isomerase activity. Gene Ontology annotation, biological process: cellular response to hydrogen peroxide; regulation of mitochondrial membrane permeability involved in programmed necrotic cell death; protein folding. The record is from RefSeq and is a predicted model, not a curated record.